AUGCCAUCGAGACCACGUCAAAAUCUCCAGCGGAUGCGACUUAGAAUAAGAUCAAAAGAUCGCAGUCACCAAGAAGACCGCGAGAAUAUUGAAGAUCAAUCCCUCAACUGUCGCCCGAGGGCACUCACACCUCCUCUGCCAAAUACCAAAGAAAGUCCACAAACAUGUUCAACUCGUUCCUGGCGACUAUCGCUCUCAAAGCGACGCGAGCAACAGACAUUGAACCAGGAUCAAUCUCCUUUGUUUAGCCACUUACCGGCAGAGAUCCGACUAUUGAUCUGGGAACAUUAUCUCUGCAGUCAAAGGUUGCAUAUCAUACUCUCAAAUCAGCACACAUGGAAGCAAUCCGAUUCAAAGAUUGUAGGAUUGGCUUGCAGUGAGAGUGACGAUUACUGUCCCUGUAGCCACCACUGCUGGGGAUCGAGGGCCCGUCGACCGGCAGGUGGGUGUUUGGAGACUAUCCAACACGUUGAUUCAAGAUGGCAUGAGGAGCGUGAGUGGGGGUUUGAUACUGGGAGGGUGAAUUUUGUCUCACUUCUACAGACAUGUCGAUUAAUAUACUCCGAGGCCAUCGACAUGAUUUACCAGAACAAUACGUUUCUCUUUAAUAACACAGCCACCAUCGUGGACUUGUCUAACACACUCCUACCGCAGCGCCUGAAUUUGAUUCGGACGGUGCAGCUCAGCUUUUCGGAUCCUGGUGGGCUGACAUGGGACUCCUGCUGUGAGGUUUUGGCGACCAGAAUGCCAAAUCUGAGGAAAUUGACUAUCCAUCUGUAUCCUCACGUCACCAAGUCCCUGGAUUCUUGGCUCAUGCCGCUACAUCGAAUUACACAGACCUCGACCUUUGAGGUGUUGUUAAUCAAGCCGUGGUAUCUAGAUCCGCAGUGGGAAAAAUCACUUGGGCUUAUUGAUGCCCCGUUUCAAUUUGUGCUUGCUGAUACAAAGUUGCGCUGUUUAACACAUCCUCAAGAGCGUGCGCAUGCAGGGUGA
Messenger RNA from Penicillium brevicompactum, 993 nucleotides. RefSeq lists its product as uncharacterized. The coding region runs from base 1 to 993 and encodes 330 amino acids. The transcript has 2 exons. The record is from RefSeq and is a predicted model, not a curated record. NCBI's taxonomy places the organism in Eukaryota, Fungi, Ascomycota, Eurotiomycetes, Eurotiales, Aspergillaceae.